UGUCCUAAUAUAGUUAUUCCGCAGUCUGGUGUGCGCUGAGGUGACGUUCAGGCGGCGCAGUGUGAAGUUUGGACCGUGCGUAAUUGAGAGAUUAUUUCCAACCUGUGUCAGGAUGCGCGUGUGUCCUCUGCUCGUCUUCCUCUGCCUGCUGUUCGCGGGACGCGCUCAGAAGUUCUCCGCUCUCACGUUCCUGCGGGUCGAUCAGGAUAAGGAGUGUAACAUGGAAUGCAGCGGGGCUCCUCGAAAACCCCUCUGCGCUUCUGACGGGAGGACCUUCACGUCUCGCUGCGAGUUCCUCCGAGCCAAGUGUCGCGACCCCCAGCUGGAGGUCAUCCGAGGGCCAUGCAAAGAUACGUCCAGAUGUGUAGCAGAGAAGAAGUACACAGAGCAGCAGGCCAAGAAGCUCUUUCCUCAGGUCUUCGUGCCGGUAUGCAACCCUGACGGCACUUACAGCGAGGUUCAGUGCCACAGCUACACUGGAUACUGUUGGUGUGUCACUCCCAAUGGACGACCGAUCAGCGGCUCAGCGGUGGCCAAUAAAAAACCUCGGUGUCAAGGAUCAAAGCAAGAGAGGGCUACAACAAGAGAGCCAGGAAAAGCAGAUGAGUCGGCGGGCCUCGUGGUGGAACCACAGCCUCCUGCAGAUGAAGAAGACAUCAUUUCCCAGUACCCGACUCUGUGGACGGAGCAGGUUCGAAGCCGGCAGAACAACAGAACCAGAUCACCAUCCUCAUCAUGUGACCAGGAACAGCAAUCUGCCCAGGAAGAGGCGAGGCAGCACAAGAAUGAUGCUGUAUUUGUGCCUGACUGCGCACAGGGAGGAUUGUAUAAGCCGGUGCAGUGUCACCCCUCCACAGGUUACUGCUGGUGUGUGCUCGUGGACACGGGUCGACCCAUACCUGGGACCUCCACCAGAUAUGAACAGCCAAAGUGUGACAGCAAUGCCCGAGCCCAUCCCACAAAACCAAAGGACCAUUACAGGAGCAGACAUCUCCAAGGCUGUCCCGGGGCAAAGAAAACAGAGUUCCUGACAAGUGUUCUUGAUGCCUUGUCGACAGACAUGGUGCAUGCCGUCACAGAUCCUGCAUCCAAUGGAAGGAUGGCUGAACCUGACCCCAGCCACACCUUGGAAGAGAGAGUAGUCCACUGGUAUUUCAGUCAGCUGGACAAAAAUUCCAGUGGCGACAUUGGAAAGAAGGAGAUAAAGCCUUUCAAACGCUUCCUGCGCAAGAAGUCCAAGCCAAAGAAGUGUGUUAAGAAGUUUGUGGAGUACUGUGACAUCAGCAACGACAAAGCUCUGUCCCUGCAGGAGCUGAUGGGAUGCCUGGGAGUAAGCAAGGAAGAAGGAGCCAGAACAGGAGAAGCCUUACCUCCCAGUAAACUAAAUCCCUCGAAGAAGCAAGGCUAAGCUAAACCCAGAGGACUGACCUUCUGCAUGGCCAUCCUGCCAUCACCAAUCGGCAGUAAUGGAAACCAGAAUAUUUGCACUUUGUACUUUAAAAAAA
This is a messenger RNA of Thalassophryne amazonica, 1505 nucleotides long. RefSeq names its product SPARC related modular calcium binding 2 (gene smoc2). The coding region runs from base 113 to 1408 and encodes 431 amino acids. NCBI's taxonomy places the organism in Eukaryota, Metazoa, Chordata, Actinopteri, Batrachoidiformes, Batrachoididae. Gene Ontology annotation, molecular function: protein binding; calcium ion binding; extracellular matrix binding. The transcript has 13 exons. Gene Ontology annotation, biological process: extracellular matrix organization. Gene Ontology annotation, cellular component: basement membrane. The record is from RefSeq and is a predicted model, not a curated record.